AAUACGGUUGGCAUUGGAACUCGAUCCAAACAGCAGCGAAGCCAACCAGGGCGAAGGACUUUGGGGCGUUUGUCUAGCAUGUCCUGUGCUGUGCCAAGUGCAGUGUCAAAAGUCAGGCGAAGGAUAAUGGCCCAGAGCCAAGACUGACAUGAAAAAUGCCCCCGACACUUGCCAGACAAAUUCAAAGAGAAAAAUUGAAUUCUUAGACAUUUCUCGUUUGCCUUACAGUAUGCAACAGUUUUGGCCUCACCAAGUUUUAUAUUCAGUUGACUUUUCUUUUAAAUUCAAAUAAAUUUACAAACUCGUACUAGAUCUGAUCACAUUACUACUCCAACAAAUCACCUUGACAGGCACGCUUCCCAGCAUGCUCCAGUCACCGUCUCACCAGACAUGCCAGCGCAUCCUGUCCUUCAUUGCUAGGAUCAUCUCCAGGCAGCUGAACCAGAUGAGCCAGCACCGAAGGACGUCCCUUGCCCGUGCAGCCCUUGACCAGUUCAAGCCCCAGGAACUAUGCCAGCGUCAAGCCUUCAUCCCUCUGAAGGCGACACCCGGCUUGAUGGCCAUGCAGCGGAGUCAAGUUCGGUUCGGAGAGGAUUACCGCAUCUAUCAGCAGAACAUCGAUCUGGACUCCUUCUUCCGAGAGGAGCUAAAGUAUGACAAAGUUUCGGAUGUCUGCCUGCUCAACGAUCACUUCAUACUGGUGAAGAUGCCCCAGUUCCAGUUCCAGCAGCCCGUAAAGGCACCAACAACACAAUCGCCUCCCCAGACGAAAUCGAAGCUGCCGCGUUGCUUCAAAUGCAGUCGUAGCAGUCGCGUCUCGCCCAUUCUGGAGGAGUUGGAGGAGAAGCGUCCUCAAAAGAGCUGCCUGAAACCCUGGGCCAGCAGGGACAUGGAUGAAGUUGAAGUUUUUGAUUCCACCACGACCAUAACAACCAUCCCAAGUGAGGCCAGCAGGAACGGCCUAGACGAUAUUGAGACCUUCGAAUCCAGCACCACAAUAACAUUUCCACGUAAUAGUUCUGUUCGUGCUCCUCCUGAAUCUGUGAUAGUAGAGCAGCCACAUCUGCAGCCGCAUCCGCAGCCUCCUCCAAUCCCUGCUCUUCUGCAGCUGGAAGCGAUUCAUCCAGCAGCAUCAGCCCCAGUCGUCCAGACGCCUCUUCUUAGCCGCGCUCCAAUCCAUUGGUUUCUGUGGCCCUUCCGGCGACGGCUCCACUCCAGACCCAAGUCCAAGCCCCCGCUGGCCGCCGUUCAUAAGACGUACUUUGUGCGCUGGAGCAAACCCCCGGACACCAUCUGGCAGGGCUACGGCGUGGACAGAGGCGAGAAGGAGCAUAAGAUGGGUCUGCGGCGCUGUCGCUCGGCAGUUUUCUGAGCGAAUCAAUCAUCAGAUAAAGAUAAAGAUAAGAUAUAUUUUUAAAGAUUACUUUGUUAAGGGUCCAGUAAUUUUCUUCUUAAAGAGCUCAGUUAUAAUUUUG
This is a messenger RNA of Drosophila miranda, 1475 nucleotides long. RefSeq lists its product as uncharacterized. NCBI's taxonomy places the organism in Eukaryota, Metazoa, Arthropoda, Insecta, Diptera, Drosophilidae. The record is from RefSeq and is a predicted model, not a curated record. The coding region runs from base 365 to 1372 and encodes 335 amino acids. The transcript has a single exon.